AUGAAUAAAAGGGCAUACAGUGAAUCUGUGGUUCCGUCUAAGCAUUCAAUUAGUACUAGCAGUGGUAUUAGUAGCAGUGGUAGUAGUAGCAGUGGUAGUAGUAGCAGUGGUAGUAGUAGCAGUGGUAGUAGUAGCAGUGGUAGUAGUAGCAGUGGUAGUAGUAGCAGUGGUAGUAGUAGCAGUGGUAGUAGUAGCAGUGGUAUUAGUAGCAGUGGUAGAAGAAAUGACGUAAAAGAUUUAAACAAUGAUAUAAGGGAAAAUAAUAAAACUGAAGGAAAGAAUGAAAAGAAAUUAGAAAAUGUUGUAGUUAGAAUUAGAAAAUUAGAAAAGCAUGAAAAGUCAACAUUGCAUGCAGAUCCUAAUGAUAAGACUGCUUUAUAUUUUGAUAAAGAUUUUGAAAUAGAGAAAUACAAUUUCGAUAUAGUUUUUGAUGAAAAUGAUGAUAAUAAAAUGAUUUUUAAUAAAAUAGGUGGUCAUAUAAUGGUUAAUAAUGUUUGUGAAGGAUUUAAAGAAACUAUAAUAACAUACGGUCAAACAGGCAGUGGUAAAACAUAUACUUUAUUCGGAUCAAAUAAUGAAUAUGGUAUCAUCUAUUAUUUUGUUUAUAAUUUAUAUAAAUUAUGUACUGCAAAGAAUAAAAAAAAAAAAAUUUAUCUAAGCAUAUAUGAAAUAUUAGGGGAUACUUUAAUUGAUCUCAUAUCUACAUUAAAUGAAAAAAACGUCGAAUUUUACACAGAAGAGCAUUACCUUAAGACUAUUAGAUAUACUUAUAAAGUUGUCAAUAUAAAGAAUUAUGAAAUGGCCAAAAAAAUAAUUGAUACCGCAUGUUUGCUCCGAAAUGUCGAGGCUACUUCCCAGAAUAUGCGGUCAAGCAGGUCCCAUGCGAUCAUUCAGUUUUUUGUAAAAAUUUCUGACUCCACAGUUAAUAACGGCAUUGAAACAAUUAGGGAGUACUAUGGCGUACUAACACUAGUGGACUUGGUUGGAUGUGAACGAGAAGAAUUUAACACAAAUAAAAGUGCAAGUAAAAAUGAUAAAACAUCUAGUAAAUUUUUGAAUUCAUCUCUUACAUCUCUUAAUAAGAUGUUGAGAAAAAUGCAAAUGGGAAAUUUAGACGAAUCGGAUAAACGUCAAAGCGUUUUGUGUAAAGUGCUCUUUAACUACAUUCAGAAGACCUGUGGAGUUUGCCUCAUUUUUUGCUUCAACCCCAGAAUAAGCCAAAAGAGUCUAACCAGCUCAACGCUUAUCAUGGCCAGUGAUUGCAAAAAAAUAAAAAGCAAAAGAAAGCAGCUAAUUCAUGUUAAGUCUGAAAAUAAAGAAGAUUUUUUCAAAAAGAUUGCACAUGAUGGGAAUAAAAAGAGUAUUCAGAAUAAAGAUCAGUACGAAGAAAAAAGUUGGGAUGUAUUUGAUUCCUCUAAAAAGGAUUUAAAUGAUACAAAUAUUGAAGAAGACAAAAAAAAUGCUAAGGAUGAUAUGCAUGCUAAGAAUAAUUCCACGAUAUUUCUUAUUUAUUCAAAUGAUGAUAAAGAUCAUCAUGCUGUUAAUAUUUUAAAUAAAAAAAAAGAUAAUGAAAAAGUCAAUAUUUUUAAAAAUAUUGCACAUGAAUUGGUAAAUGAGCAAAUGAGAGAAGAAAAAAAAAAAAUACUCCUUAUAGAGCAAUUAAAAAAUGAUCUUGUUAAACUGAAAAACGAAUGCGCUUUUUGGAAAAGGGAAACACAUAAUUAUCACAAUAAACUGAAAAUAUUAAAUAAAAAUUAUUUAAAAAUCAAUGAAUUUCUUUUUAGAACUUUAAAUACUAACUCUUCUGAUAGUUGUAAUUCCCUCAAUAUUUGCAAUUCGGCUUCUUCCAAAUAUGAAGAACAAAUACAUGAACGACAAAGAAGUCGUCAAAUCAGCUUAAAUAAUAACAAACCGUUUUUCCCUGUAGAGAAAUAUGAACAGGCAAGAAAUUUCGAAAAGGAAAAUGUUUCAAAUAAUCUUUCAAGUGUGCAAAGGGAAGGUGAAAAUGAUGACCAACAAAAAAUUGAAAAGAAUUUGCCUGACUUGGUCAGCUCAAACGAUCUACAAGCUGGCACAUACAUACCAAGCAGUAAUAGUAACAUCAACAAUAGCAAUAGUAAUAGUAACAGUAAUAGUAAUAGUAACAGUAAUAGUAACAGUAAUAGUAACAGCAAUAGUAAUAGUAAUAGUAACAGCAAUAGUAAUAGUAAUAGUAAUAGGAGUAAUAACGGUGUAAAUUGUCGUGUGAAAAAGAACUACACUAUGAUCGACACUUACCAAAUGAAUGAAAAUAAGCCAGAAAAAGGUAAACAAUACACAAAAUACUACUCUUUUAAUGAAAAAAAAAAAUACAAAGAAGAAUUUGUGCAUAAUAAAUCACCUGACCAUGUAAAAAAUCUCCGCAAAUUUUGCACACAAGAGUUAAUAAAUUAUGAACAUAAUUAUGAACAUAAUUAUGAACAUGAAUACGAACAUAAAUAUGAACAUAAAUAUGAACAUAAUUCCGCCCUAAAUUCUGCACAGGUACAAAUGGGCCAACAUGACAAGCAAAAUCAUGAACAAGUCAAGCAAGUAAAAAAUACGAAAACGAAUUUUUAUGAUAAAAAUGUUUCACAUAUUACGUAUAAUCAACAUAAUGAACAUGUCCUUAAAAAUGUAAAUACGUUAUGCAAUAAAAAUAUAAAAAGAGAAAAUAUCAAUUUAAAUCUGAAAGAAAUAAACAAAAAUAAUUUUACAGUUAAUACAUUUCAAAAAAAAAAUACGAGUAACUCAAACGAGGAACAGCUAGUAAAUAAAAACAUUUUAAUGAAAGAAUAUCAAACUGCUAAAACUAGGUCUCCACGUUGUGAUAACAUUCACAAGGAAAUAUAUAAUAAGAAAAAUACUGAACAGAAAAUUGUUAUAAACGAUCAAUCAUAUUUAAGUAAAGGGGAUGAAGAAACAACAAAAGCGGUUACUAUAAACCCUGCUUCACCUAUUAACUUUAAUAAUUUUGAUGAGGUCACAGUGGAAUCCUUAGCUACUAAAAUAAAAAAUAGAAUAUUAAAAUCGAGAAGCUUGUCCAUAGCUCGAUAA
Plasmodium malariae is the source of this 3075-nucleotide messenger RNA. RefSeq names its product kinesin-like protein, putative. Gene Ontology annotation, cellular component: kinesin complex; microtubule. The record is from RefSeq and is a predicted model, not a curated record. Lineage: Eukaryota; Apicomplexa; Aconoidasida; Haemosporida; Plasmodiidae. Gene Ontology annotation, biological process: microtubule-based movement. The transcript has 6 exons. Gene Ontology annotation, molecular function: ATP hydrolysis activity; microtubule binding; microtubule motor activity. Bases 1 to 3075 code for a protein of 1024 amino acids.